Abrus precatorius (Indian licorice) is the source of this 1154-nucleotide messenger RNA. RefSeq lists its product as uncharacterized. NCBI's taxonomy places the organism in Eukaryota, Viridiplantae, Streptophyta, Magnoliopsida, Fabales, Fabaceae. The record is from RefSeq and is a predicted model, not a curated record. The transcript has a single exon. The coding region runs from base 74 to 787 and encodes 237 amino acids.
GUAUGUCAUAGAGGUAAAGAGUGAUCCCUGAGCCUCACCUUUUAGCACCUACUUCACCAAAAUCAAAACCCCCAUGAGGGAUACCAAUACCAUGACCAUGACCAUGACUGCUACUACUGAUCAAUGGAUGCAAUUCUAUCAACAACCUCUAAUGGAUGCUCUGCCACCAAACAGAGAAGGCUUCUCUGAUGCAACUGUGAUGACAACUAGUCCCACACCCACCAUGCCAUCAGAAAGCAACAACAUAUUGAGCCCAACAAGUGGCCAAUUGACACCAAAAGGUAGUGUAUCCAAACCCAUUAGAAGGAGGUCUAGAGCUUCCAAAAGAACUCCAACCACACUCCUCAAUGCUAAUACCACCAAUUUUAGAGCAUUAGUACAGCAAUUCACAGGUUGUCCUAGCACAACCAUGUCAACACUAGGGGUCCAUAAGGGACCUAUUACCUUAAAUUUCCAACAAGGGAGUGGACAAAAGAUUCAACAUAGCGCGAGUAGAAUAAUUCUACCAUUUCGUAGUACCAAAAGCUACAACAACAACCAAGUUCAUCAAGUGCCUUCACAUCUUCCUUGGCAGAAGCAAGAGGAACAAGUGCCUCAGCAGCAGUUGUUGCAAGAACACCACAAUGGUUACUCCAUUGAUUAUGUGAAAAACAGUGGUUUUCUUCCAUCUUCGGGUAACUCAAUUAGGCCUACCACUACCAUGGUUGUCUCUGAUGGCUUGCUUAUGGAUAAUGACUUUGGUUUGCAUGAUCUAACUGUGAAUUCCUUCCCCAAUGAUACUUUUUAAGAAUUAUUUAUGGCCAUAUUUUAUGUGAUGAAAAUGUUUAAUUAUAAAGGAUUCUAUUAUUGAAUCCUGUUCAUAUUAUUAGAAAAGUAAUACAACAAAAUGGACUUGGUUCAUAUAUAGUUGUAAGCAUACUAUCAUAAAAAUAAUUCGCAAGGAUUAUAUGCAUUAAUUCCUUUAGAUUUAAUUUGCCUUAUUUCUCUGUCUUUUUUUAAUGGUGAAUUCCCUUGAUUAAAUUGUUGUCCCUGCAGAGAAAUAUCUUAGUGUUUGUCUUGUUUGUAUAUAUAUUUUUUAUUGUAAUGUGUACGGGUUGUAUUUCUCACACUAUGAACAAAGCCUCUAUUUCCCCUUCAUAUUUAUGUAUGUUUUC